Messenger RNA from Xiphias gladius (swordfish), 1670 nucleotides. RefSeq names its product visinin-like 1a (gene vsnl1a). The record is from RefSeq and is a predicted model, not a curated record. The coding region runs from base 29 to 745 and encodes 238 amino acids. Gene Ontology annotation, molecular function: calcium ion binding. The transcript has 5 exons. NCBI's taxonomy places the organism in Eukaryota, Metazoa, Chordata, Actinopteri, Istiophoriformes, Xiphiidae.
AAAUGAAUUGGUGCAAACAAUUUCUCUCAUGUUAUCAGGGGGCAUUUAUAGGCAAUGCAUUACAUUUCAACUCUUUGGACAAACCUUUGCUACUUUCCAUAGAAGAGAAUCACAAGUUUUGGUGGUCAAUGAGCAGUUAACAGCGAAGGAUUCGUUUUUCUAUGCACUAGUCAUUCAGCAUGACUCUCUGGACUCGGGAAGCAGCAAGGAGGAAGAUAUGGAGAUGGAUAGAUUUGGAAUCAGACUCAGACUCAAUCAGUGGAAAAUAGAAGAACACAUGAAAGAGCAUGGCAUCAUCAUGGCAGUGGUCCAGGAAAGAUAUUAUGGGACAUUCUUCCCUUACGGUGACGCAUCCAAGUUCGCCCAGCACGCCUUCAGGACCUUCGACAAAAAUGGUGACGGCACCAUCGACUUCAGAGAGUUCAUCUGUGCUUUAUCAAUCACAUCACGAGGCAGCUUUGAGCAGAAACUCAACUGGGCCUUCAACAUGUACGACCUGGACGGAGAUGGCAAGAUCACACGAGUGGAAAUGCUGGAGAUCAUCGAGGCGAUCUACAAGAUGGUGGGCACAGUGAUCAUGAUGAAAAUGAAUGAGGACGGCCUGACGCCCGAGCAGAGGGUGGACAAGAUAUUCUCCAAGAUGGAUAAGAACAACGAUGACCAGAUCACGCUGGAGGAGUUCAAAGAGGCAGCCAAGAGCGACCCGUCCAUCGUAUUACUGCUGCAGUGUGACCUUCAGAAAUAGGCCGGAGGGCAAGCGGAGCACUCCACCAGCCGCCACGGACUGCACAGAAAGAAUUUCAUGUUCCAUUCAGUUUGCAGCUAUUUCCACUGAAAAAAUAUAUGCUUGGACUACCUUUCAAAGGAUCUGCUUCUUGUGUUUGAAACACUCGUGUGCAUGAGAAUGUUAUUUGCUAGAAAAAGAUCUAACCACAACAUACAAGAGUGUGCGGGUGCGAGAGUGCAUUUGCACACUUACCCCACAGACAGAUACACUAACAGUACACACACAUGCACACCCAAUAUUAAAACCUCGCACAAAUAAUAUAUAUAGAUGUAUAAAUAUGAAUAUAUAUUUAAAUUAUUUAAAGAUCAAUUGCCAAAAUGUGAAGUGUGCAAAGUAUUUUCCAUACAGUUGCUUCGACUGGAGCUUGCGCAUCAGUGAUGUCCUAUGUUGAAUUUGCCGCUAAUCUAUUUAAUGUUCCGAGUUUACUGACGCUAGCUGUAUGUGUUUCAUAAUACUGAGUAAUGUCAACCAAACCAAAAUCCUAUGAUAAUGUAUCUGCCUCCAAUAAGACACUCUAUCCAUCGUCUCGAAUAUUAGCCCUAGAAGAGAUGGAUUAGCAUUUGUCCAAUUUUUCCUUCCAAAACAUGCUUGUACUGUCAGUUAAAAAAGAUGUAAAUGUACUUAAUUUGCAUGCCUUUAGGUUCUGCAUUAAAAUUUCCUCAUUUUGCAUCCUGUAAUCGAAGACAGAAAGCCUUAUCCAAGCAGCACGGUCACACUUGGGGGGGAAACGUGAGAAAAGAUUCUUCUUGAAUAGGGAGGAAAAAAAAUCAUAAUGCAGUAGGUCCUUUUACAAGUAUCGUCAUAUGGGAUGUAAUUUUUGUGAUCUAUCGAGACAUUUUCUUUAACUGUGGCAGCAUGUUUCCUUGUAGAUUAGCUGUAGUAU